UGGCACGGACGAGCGGCGCUCAGUUCUUUGAGGGUAGUUAGUUGGACAACGGCGUUGCCGAAAACGGGCCACCUCAGCUGCCGCACAACCAAUUUUUGGCCAUGUACAUAAAACAAAACCAAACCGGUUAAAAUCAAACACAAAAUGCAAUUAGCCGACUACAGAGGGCCACUAACAAGCACCGCAGAAGUCAACAAACUAACUAAAAAGUGCCAUCAACUAAAUUAGUGCAAGCAGCAAGCAGCAAACAGCAGGCAGCAGGCAGCCGAAGAAGACAGGUAGGAGAGGGCCAGACGGAAACGGAAAUGCCCAUUGAGCCGACAACGCCACCGCCUGACGACUGCAACAACAGCAAUAUAAGUAACGAUACAACACUGCCCCCCACACUCACACAUGUAGCUUCUCUGUGAGUCAGUGCAUUCGGUGUGUGUGUGUGUGUGCGUGCGCGCGUGUGAGUGAGCCAACAAAUUGUUGCGGCUAAUAGAACAGGAAGCGAAGGAGGAGGAGCAGCAGCAGCAGCAGCAGGAGGAGAAGCAAUUUUCAUACGCCCCCAGUUCGUCAGCGAAAAUCAUUCAAAAUUCAUCGUCUAAACAAAACGGAUGCAGCGCGCACAAGAGAAAGAAUUUAAAUCGCAAAUAGAAUCAAUCAAAACCGUGCAUAUCAACCGAGAGAAAACAGAAACCAGAGAACCAUAAUCAAAGUUCUUCGUUGCAUUUAACGGACACCAAGGAUAUAGAUACUUGUGUCUCUGCCUCAGCCCCUAGCACUCUCUGGCACGGCACUCUCUGGCACUCUCUCUCGCCGACUACCGAAUCGCCUGUGAGUGUGUGCGUGCUACGGGUCAUUGCAUGCCGCGGAUGAGCCGCGGAUUAUGUCACGUGACGAAUAUAAUCCAGUGAAUAGCUCUGGUGUGCGCAGUCCGGGUCGCGUGCGGCGGCUCCAGGAAUUGCCAACUGUCGAUCGGUCACCAUCACGGGAUUACGGCGCCCCACGCGGAAGUCCUCUAGCAAUGGGCAGUCCAUACUACCGCGACAUGGAUGAGCCAACCAGUCCCGCCGGAGCGGGCCACCAUCGCAGCCGGAGCGCCAGCAGACCACCGAUGGCCCAUGCCAUGGACUAUCCAAGAACCCGCUAUCAGUCGCUGGAUCGCGGGGGCCUCGUCGAUCCGCACGAUCGGGAGUUCAUACCUAUACGCGAGCCCCGCGAUCGUUCGCGGGACAGAUCGCUGGAGCGAGGCCUCUACCUAGAGGACGAGCUCUAUGGGCGGUCGGCACGCCAGAGUCCCAGUGCCAUGGGCGGCUACAAUACGGGCAUGGGGCCCACCUCGGACCGCGCCUAUCUGGGGGAUCUGCAGCACCAGAACACCGAUCUGCAGCGGGAGCUGGGCAACCUCAAACGGGAGCUGGAGCUCACCAACCAGAAGCUGGGCAGCUCGAUGCACAGCAUCAAGACGUUCUGGUCGCCGGAGCUGAAGAAGGAGCGGGCCCUGCGCAAGGAGGAGAGCGCCAAGUACAGUCUGAUCAACGAUCAGUUGAAGCUGCUCAGCACAGAGAAUCAGAAACAAGCUAUGUUGGUGCGCCAGCUGGAGGAGGAGCUUCGUCUAAGGAUGCGACAGCCCAACCUGGAGAUGCAGCAGCAAAUGGAGGCCAUCUAUGCGGAGAACGAUCAUCUGCAGCGAGAGAUCAGCAUCUUGCGGGAGACGAUCAAGGAUCUGGAGUGCCGGGUCGAGACCCAGAAGCAGACUCUGAUUGCCCGCGACGAGAGCAUCAAGAAGCUGCUGGAAAUGCUGCAGGCCAAGGGAAUGGGCAAAGAGGAGGAGCGCCAGAUGUUCCAGCAGAUGCAGGCCAUGGCCCAGAAGCAGAUGUACAAUAACUACACGGGCAUCAGCGGAUGCAGCCCCCCACUGCCAGACAUUAUCGGACAAUAUUACGGCCCGCCUGCGCACGCAUACGGCCCUGGCCCCGGCCCUGGAAACGGCUAUGGUAACGCGUACGAUCUGUACGGACCCUCCACAUCGUCGGGAGGAUAUUUAUAUGACCCGGGCGCAGCUGCUGCUGCAGCGGCCGCUGCCCAGAUCUACGGCCAGAGCCAGACCUCGCCCAUACGCCGGAGGCGCUACAGCAUCGCCGGACUGCCCUCGGCCACCAUGUAUAACGACGUAUACGGCUACCCGGCCCCGCCCCAGCACCAGACGAGCUCCUCGAACAUCGUUAACCUGCUGAACGAGGCCCACAAGUCGAUAUCGCGCUCCUCCCAGAUACUCAAUCUCACAAACCAGGCGCGCCAGUUGGGCCAACUGGUGACCACUCCCCUCGGGGUGGGCGGUGUCGGAGGCGGCCGGGUAGUUUCCAGCUACCCCACCCUGCACCCCGGCGAUACCUCGCCCCCGUAUCUCAACGACAAUCUGCUGCAAAUGUCCACGAGCUUCUCCUCCCAACCGAACAUGUAUUUCCAACCGCAGCCGCAGCAGGUGCCGCUCCCCACGCAGCUGACGGCCGCCCAGAGCGCCGCUGCAGCGGCUGCGCGCCUGAGGCCCGCGUAUUCCGUCACCAACCUGAUGUCGGGAUAUCCGGGCUCUGCCGGCCAGGGCAUGGGAAUGGGAAUGGGAAUGGGACUCGGGUUGGGGGGCUGCAAGUAUGGGAUGACGGGCUACGCGAAUCCCUAUCAGAGUGAGAUGCAGCCCUCCUCCGGCUACGGAGGACUUGGACUGGGCCUGGGACCGUUCCAGCAGCGGCAGCUCAUGUCACACUCCCUGCACGCCUCCAACCCCGCCAUCUCGCAGUACUAUCAGCAGCAGCACCAGCCGUCGGCCAGCUCCGCCGCGGCCCUGGCCUACAAUCUGCAGCAGCAGUUCGCCGGAAGCCAUCAUUACGGGAGCGGGGGACAGCCGCCGCUGGGACACUCGCACAUCCAGGCCUCGGUGCAGCAGCAGAUGCAUCCGCAGUACCAGUACCAUGUGCACCAGCACCAGAACCACCUUCAGACCCACCCCCUGGCGUCGCUAGCCAACACGAGUGGAACGUUCGGAGGGACUCUGGCCAGCAGUGCCAGGGACGCGGUCGGCGGCGCCGCCUACGAGGGACUGCAUCACUCGCAUCCGCAUCACUCGCAUUCGCAUCUGCAUCCGCACUCGCAUCACCAUCACUCGGCAUACCCGCACUCGCAUUCGCACCAUCAGCAGCAGCCGCAUCAUCACCACCAUCUGCCAUACUCAAAACUAGACUUAGAUUAUCCGAAACUGCCGCAAGAGCAUAAGCGACAAUUGGACGAAUUUCGUCUUGAAAUACAAAGAAGGGAUCAAGAGAUCCUGGCGAUGGCGGCCAAAAUGAAAACACUGGAGGAGCAGCAUCAGGACUAUCAGCGGCACAUAGCGGUGCUCAAGGAGUCGCUAUGUGCCAAAGAGGAGCACUACAACAUGCUGCAUUCGGAUGUGGAGGAGAUGCGGGCCCGCCUCGAGGAGAAGAACCGCCUGAUCGAGAAGAAGACCCAGGGCACCCUACAGACGGUGCAGGAGCGCAACCGUCUCACCAGCGAGCUGACCGAACUCAAGGAUCAUAUGGACAUCAAGGAUCGCAAGAUCAGUGUGCUGCAGCGCAAGAUCGAGAACCUGGAGGAUCUGCUCAAGGAGAAGGACAACCAGGUGGACAUGGCCCGGGCCCGCCUGUCGGCCAUGCAGGCCCAUCACAGCAGCUCCGAAGGUGCUCUGACCAGCCUCGAGGAAGCCAUCGGCGACAAGGAGAAGCAGAUGGCCCAGCUGCGCGAUCAGCGCGAUCGGGCCGAGCACGAGAAGCAAGAGGAGCGCGAUCUGCACGAGCGUGAGGUGGCUGACUACAAAAUCAAGUUGCGCGCCGCCGAGAGCGACGUUGAGAAGCUGCAGACCCGCCUGGAGCGGGCCGUCAACGAGCGCGAGAGGCUCGAGAUCAAGUUGGAGGCUUCCCAGAGCGAGCUGGGCAAGUCGAAGGCGGAGCUCGAGAAGGCCACCUGCGAGAUGGGACGAAGCAGCGCCGACUGGGAGUCCACCAAGCAACGGAUCGCCCGCCUCGAACUGGAGAACGAGCGGCUGAAACACGAUCUGGAGCGUUCCCAGCUGCAGCUAGAAGAACAGACCACACUACACAAAAAUGUACAAAAGUUAAUGUUCGAAACGGGGAAGAUAUCGACAUCAUUUGGCAGGACCACGAUGACCACGUCCCAGGAGCUGGACCGGGCCACGGAGCGGGCUGACAAGGCGGCCGCCGAGCUGCGACGCACCCAAGCAGAGCUGAGAGUCACACAGGGCGAAACUGAAAAACGUUUUUCGGAUGCGGAACGGGCACGUGAAGAGGGCGCCGCCCUGCAGGAGAAGCUGGAAAAGAGUCAGGGCGAGGUCUAUCGGCUGAAGGCGAAGCUGGAAAACGCGCAGGGCGAACAGGAGAGUCUGCGCCAGGAGCUGGAGAAGGCGCAGAGCGGCGUCUCGCGCAUCCAUGCCGAUCGCGACCGGGCCUUCUCCGAGGUUGAAAAGAUCAAGGAGGAGAUGGAGCGCACCCAGGCCACGCUGGGCAAGGCGCAGCUCCAGCAUGAGAAGCUGCAGAACUCGCUGGACAAGGCCCAGAACGAGGUCGACCACCUGCAGGACAAGCUGGACAAGGCGUGCACCGAGAACCGACGCCUGGUGCUCGAGAAGGAGAAGCUCACCUACGACUACGACAACCUCCAAUCGCAGCUGGACAAGGCUCUGGGACAGGCGGCGCGCAUGCAGAAGGAGCGCGAGACCCUCACCCUAGACACUGAUCGCAUCCGGGAGAAAUUGGAGAAGACUCAGAUGCAUCUGGCGCGCAUCCAGAAAGAGCGGGAUCAAUUCUCAGACGAGCUGGAAACGCUCAAGGAGCGCUCGGAGUCCUCGCAGACGCUUCUCAUGAAGGCGGCUCGCGAUCGGGAGGCGAUGCAAACGGAUCUGGAGGUGCUAAAGGAGCGCUACGAGAAGUCGCAUGCCAUACAGCAGAAACUCCAGAUGGAGCGGGACGAUGCCGUGACCGAGGUGGAGAUACUCAAGGAGAAGCUGGACAAGGCCCUAUACGCCAGCCAGAAGCUGAUCGACGAGAAGGACACCUCCAACAAGGAGUUCGAGAAGAUGCUGGAGAAGUACGAUCGCGCCCAGAACGAGAUCUACCGCCUCCAAUCUCGCUGCGACACCGCUGAGGCUGAUCGCGCCCGCCUGGAGGUAGAGGCGGAACGAUCGGGCCUGGCCGCCAGCAAGGCCCGCGAGGAUCUGCGCAAACUCCAAGACGAGAGCACGCGGCUCCAGGAGGCCUGCGAUCGGGCGGCCCUGCAGCUGAGCCGAGCCAAGGAGUGCGAGGACAAUGCCCGCAGCGAGCUGGAGCACCACCGAGAUCGCUUCGACAAAAUGCAGACGGACAUCCGCCGGGCCCAAGGCGAGAAGGAGCACUUCCAGUCGGAGCUGGAGCGCGUCACCUACGAGCUGGAGCGGGCGCAUGCCGCCCAGACCAAGGCGGGAGCCAGCGUGGAGGCUGCCAAGGAGGAGGCCGCCCACUACGCGGUCGAGCUGGAGAAGAUGCGCGACCGAUACGAGAAGAGCCAGGUGGAGCUGCGCAAGCUCCAGGACGUGGACACCUUUGGGCGGGAGACGCGCCGCCUCAAGGAGGAGAACGAGCGGCUGCGCGAGAAGCUGGACAAGACGCUCAUGGAGCUGGAGACGAUCCGCGGCAAGUCGCAGUACGAGUCGGAGUCGUUCGAGAAGUACAAGGACAAGUACGAGAAGAUCGAGAACGAGAUCCAGAACAUGGAGUCGAAGCUGCACGAGACCAGCCUGCAGCUGGAGCUCUCCAAGGGAGAGGUGGCCAAGCUGCUGGCCAAUCAGGACAAGCAGCGCUCGGAGCUGGAGCGGGCUCACAUCGAGCGCGAGAAGGCGCGGGACAAGCACGAGAAGCUGCUGAAGGAGGUCGAUCGUUUGCGCCUGCAACAGUCCUCGGUGAGCCCCGGCGAUCCGGUUCGCUCCUCCGCCUCCACCUCGGGGUUGUCGGCGGGCGAGCGGCAAGAGAUCGACCGGCUGCGCGAUCGCCUCGAGAAGGCGUUGCAGUCGCGCGAUGCCACCGAACUGGAGGCCGGUCGCCUGGCCAAGGAACUGGAGAAGGCGCAAAUGCAUCUGGCCAAGCAGCAGGAGAACACCGAGUCCACGCGCAUCGAGUUCGAGCGUAUGGGCGCGGAGCUGGGACGCCUCCACGACCGCCUCGAGAAGUCCGAGUCAGAGAAGGAGUCGCUGCGCCAGGCCAGCCGCAGCGCAGGCGCAGGGGCAGCCGGAGGUGCUGCCCAUCCCCAGCUGGAGAAGCACGUGCAGAAGCUGGAGACCGACAUCAAGCAACUGGCCAUGGAGCGGGAGCAGCUCGUCCUGCAGCUGGAAAAGAGCCAGGAGAUCCUCAUGAACUUCCAGAAGGAGCUGCAGAACGCCGAGGCGGAGCUGCAAAAGACGCGCGAGGAGAACCGGAAGCUGCGGAACGGCCAGCAGGUGCCAGCGGCAGCCCCCGCCGAAAUUCAGGCCAUGCAGAAGGAGAUCCAAGCGCUCCAGCAGAAGCUGCAGGAGUCGGAGCGAGCUCUGUCCGCGGCAGGACCUCAGCAGGCGGCGGCGGCAGCAGCGGCGGCGGGCGCCCGCCCCGAGGAGGUCGAGCAGUGGCGCAAGGUCAUCGAGCAGGAGAAGGGACGCGCCGACAUGGCCGACAAGGCCGCCCAGGAAAUGCACAAGCGCAUCCAGUUAAUGGACCAACACAUCAAGGAUCAGCACGCCCAGAUGCAGAAGAUGCAGCAGCAGAUGCAGCAACAGGCGGCACAGCAGCAGCAGUCAGCGGCAGGUGCCGCAGCCGGAGCCGGUGCCGAUGCCAAGGAGCUGGAGAAGGUCCGAGCCGAGCUGCAAGCCGCCUGCACCGAGAGGGAUCGCUUCCAACAGCAGCUAGAACUGUUGGUCCAGGAACUCGAAAAGAGUCAGCUCUCGAAUCAGGAGCAGGCCAAGCAAUUGCAGACCGCCCAACAGCAAGUGCAGCAGUUGCAGCAACAGAUCCAGACGCUGCAACAGCAGAUGCAGCAGCUGCAGCAGGCUGGCAGUGCGGGAGCUGCCGCCACGGAUGUGCAGCGCCAGCAGCAGGAGCAGCAGCAGAAGCAGCUGGAGGAGGUGCGCAGGCAGAUCGACAACCAGGCCAAGGCCACCGAGGGCGAGCGGAAGAUCAUCGACGAGCAGCGCAAGCAGAUCGAGGCCAAGCGCAAGGACAUCGAGGACAAGGAGAAGAAGAUGUCCGACUUCGAUGUGCAGCUCCGCAAGCGCAAGGAGCAGAUGGACCAGCUGGAGAAAUCCCUUCAGACUCAGGGAGGCGGCGCGGCGGCGGCGGGCGAGCUCAACAAGAAGCUCAUGGACACGCAACGGCAACUGGAAGCGUGCGUGAAGGAGCUGCAGAACACAAAGGAGGAGCACAAGAAAGCGGCAACCGAAACGGAGCGUUUGCUGCAAUUGGUACAAAUGUCGCAGGAGGAGCAAAAUGCCAAGGAGAAGACCAUCAUGGAUUUGCAACAAGCCUUAAAGAUCGCUCAAGCCAAAGUCAAACAAGCACAAACGCAACAACAGCAGCAGCAGGAUGCUGGACCAGCUGGCUUCUUGAAGAGCUUUUUCUAAACAGUGCCCGCAAGCGAGAAAAACAAGCCCCACACACCCACAGCUACAUAUGCAGAUGCAGAUAUUUACCUAAUACGAUAAAGAUGAAAAAAGAAUAUACCAAAAGCACUGUCUACUAUUUUGUAUACUACCGAUGCCAGAUACUUAUACCAACUACAUACAUAUAUAUGCAGUAUUUCUACAACUCUCACACACCAACACAUUUGUAAAUGACACUAUGUAAAUGCGAAAUGAAAAUGCAAAAUGCAGAGUGCAGAAUGCAAAUUAUUUGAUAUUUAUGUGUAUUGUGUAAAAUUAGGUUGCCGCUAUACUCAAAUUAUGGAUGCAUUUAAAUGUCAGCUCGUAAAGCUUAAUUUCUCUCGAACUUUCUUAACUCUCUUUCUCUCACUAACUCUCUCUGUAUCUCUAUCUCUCUCUCUCGAUCCUUUUUCGAACACAACUUAAUGUUUACCGUUAGUCAACCGAUCACAAUCUUGUCUCCCUUCCCCUCUCUGUCUAUAAAACCCGAACCAGAGCUUUCUGUCCAACACUUUCUCUCUGUCGCUCGCUGUCGAGUUUAUCGUAAAAGCUCAGGAACGUGACUACGCUACCACUCAAGAAGCCCCCAAUGUCCCCACGCAUCAGCCAUUGCAUCCAAACUGCGCGAAUGUGAUUUACAAAAGGGAAGGAAACAAAAAAGAAACGGUCAAAAGAGAAAUAAUUAUUAAAUACAAGUUAUUAACUAAUUUAACACUGUCGCAGUGCGAGUAGAUUAUGUAUCUGAUAUGCUAGCCUCUGUUAUAGUUAGUAAAACAUUAACCACACCACUCACACAAGCUUACAUUCCACACUGUACAUAAAGCAUAGACAUGACAUCCAACGUAGUCUAAUUCAUAAAACACGAAGAACAGAACGGGAAAAGUAUUGAUACAGAAUAUACAAAUACCAUAUGUAGAGCAAUAAAUUAUACAAAAAAAAUAAUACAGUUACGAUAAAGAUAUGAGUACUAUAUAUUAUGUACUUUACAUGUAUGUAUAUUGUAGUUACAUGGAUUGCUAUUAAAAAUUCUAUUUAGACGUGUACCAAAGAACUAUACAGAUCCAGUCGGGAUCUGGGAUGGACAAAGAACAAACGGAACUUAAAGAGAGAAUACCUAUAAAUCGUAAAAACUAAUAUGUAUAACUCCGAUAAUAAUAAACUCCGUUAACCGUUAAUCGUACCAUCGUACCAUAACAAUUUACAAUUUAUAGUUUACACUAAAUCCAUCACUACAACAAUAAUACGAUCUUUAACAACUCGCAACUAGUUAUUCUAGUUCGUACACAAGCUUUACUUUUGUCAGCUGUGAAUCUGCAUUAAACAUCCAUACUUACUCGAACUCGAACGUAUAGGAAAUAUAUAUGUAGGAGAUUCCAGUGCCAGUCUAGUCCAGGAGUCGCUCGUACUUACAUAUGUCUGUAUGUGGUCUAGAUGGAGUGCAGAAAGUGUUAAUGUUAUCGGUCAUAUAUGAGCUCUAUAGUAUAUAUGUAAAUGUUUAUGAUAUAUAUUUACAUAAAUAUGAUAAUAGUUACCAAAAAAGAUAUAAACAUUUUAUACGAUACGAUACAUACAUUUUAGUAAUUUUAUUUGUUUGGCUCACACUCACCCCACCCCCCUAUAAUUUGCUUUUUUUAAAUCUAGCUGAGACAAAACAAGUAUAGAACGAACACUGACUGUAGAAAGAAGAUCAUGGAAAGAGGUGCGGAGAAUGACGGAAUAAUCACUGCCAAUGUAAAGCAAGAAUAUUGAAAGAGAGAUAGUUGGAAGUCAGUGUAUUCCUAGGCUAUAUAAAUAGAUUUUCAGUUAAGUUCGGCUACGACGGCUACAGACCCAAACCACUAUGACAUUCAGCAAAAGACGAAGCAAAAACAAAACACAAUCAUAUCAUACAAACCUAUAUCAAACCCAAGAAAAAUAAGAUAAUAAAAUAUGGAGAAAGAACUGUUCAAGAAAAUGUGAAACGCUUUAAAAGAUCCUCCUCCUACCACACAGAAUGCGCAGAGAUCAGAUCAAAACAAAGCUAUAGAGUUAUAUGAAAUACUUCUCUAAUAGAUCUCACCGGAGAGCCCUAUGCGAAUUCCUCCCAAAACCAUUUACCAAGUAGAUAAUCGAUUAACGACCAAGUAAUUUAUGAUAGUAUUCGUUGCUUUCACCUUAGUUCCGCUUGAAUAGCAUCGAUAACAUUUUUGUAUAUAAGUAGCCCCGCCCGCAACCCCGUUCUCCACCCCAACCUCUCUCUCCCCCGACAAAGUUCCUAAGCUUGGAACAACGGGUCAAAGCGGAGUUGAAGAGUAAAAAAAAACCUACAUGAGUUUACAAGUCAAGUAAUAAUUUAGAAAAAUCGAGCAGUUCGAUAUUUCCCACCCCUCCUUUGAAAGCCAAGCGCCCAGGCUGGCUUGGCAAGUGUGUACAUAUGUGUGUAGUUAUGUAGGCAUAAGAGAAACUGUAUAAUAUAUGAAAAUUAACUAUAUGCAAUAAACUGCAGUCGGUGAAUGAUCGAUAAUUAAUCAUUCGGAAUUCGAUACACGAGCCAUUUGAGAACAAGCAAUUAACUAUCGACAAAUCAAACAUUGACAAACACACAUAACGUUGACAAUAUAACCACCCUAAACACACACACACACACAUAACACACUAAAACACACACAUACACCGACAUUAAAACACUGAAGAGACACCCCACAGAUAAACCUAAGAAUCGUUGGAUCAACGUUGAAUCAUUUUUUAUACAAUACAAUAACUCUAAAUCGAAGUCAACAUAUCCAAAAAAAGAUAGCGCUGAUCUCAUGUUAACUAAAGUUAGAAAACAUGUCUCAAUAUCGAUUUCCUAUCGAUACUAGUCGAUUUCCUCCCUCACUUUCACUCUUUCUUCUAUAUACACGUCUACCACCUUUACCUUCACCAUCACUUUCGAUUUCGAUUUCGAAUUCUAUUUCCCCUUCGAUAUAGAUUUCCAAUUGUAGACUACGAACAGCGAGAGGAAACGUUUGCCUUUAUCUACUUAAACUUACCACGUAUCGUAUUGUUAGCCUAGAUAGUUUCAAUUAUAACAGCAGCAGCAGCAGAAGAAAGAGGAGGAGAACUUACUAACGGUACUAUCUACAAUAUAGAACUUACCGUAAACACUUUAAUCAUAUUAUCCCCGCCGUCGUGUACCCUACUUACAAAUACAAAUACGAGACAAAGAAAGCUAAAGGAUAGAAAAGGAGAAGGAACCCAAAAAACCAAAUGUGGAAAGCUUCAAAAACUUUUUCUAUACAAAACUCUAGCAAAAAUAUAACUAAAGAAACCAAAUAAAAUCUCGAAUAAUGUAAUUUAGCAAAUUGUAAACUCAAUAAAGGCAACCAAACAAACACCCAAUAAAUACUAUUAGAUAACAAGGAGAUCGGAACGGAACGGACCCGAGAACAUAGGAUAGAUCGCAAGAAGAGCCACUAAAUGAAUUUAUAUAGGAGAAAAGUCGAGCUAGAAUUAGGGCAAACGAUCUCCAGUAAAGAGGAAAAAUCCCAGAUUAGCUCCCAUUGUGUACUUCUUUGUACAUAGACGUAUAUACAUAUAUAUUUAUGACUAGAGAAAAUGCAUAAGAUACAUAGAUGAAUAUAGGAAGAUACAUACAGAUAAAUACAUAUAGAUAUAUUAACAUAUGCAUAGCAGAUACGGAAAGCGAGCGCAAAUUAUAUAAAUACCGCCACAUCAUCCAUCAGAGCCGAACAUCGUAGUCAGAGCAGUCCGAUAUUGGCUAGAGAGGAAGCGGCGGAACAGGCAGAACAGAGGAACCCCCAUGGUCCGAAACCUAAAUUUCCGAGUGCCCGAAACCAAUCCCGAAACCAAGUCGAAAACGAAACUGAAACUGAAACAAGAAACCCAAAAACCCCCGGAGACAUCGGAGACAUGAGAAAGAACAAAAACAAUUUCGUGUAAACAUUUUUUUAAACAAGUUUGGUGAUCUACGAUAUUGGUAAUAAUUAUUGAUAACUAAAAUAAAAGAAAAUGCAUAUACAUGCAUAUAUUAUACAAAUAUAUGAGUAAAGAUGCUGUAGGAAGAAGGAAUAUGGUAACAAGAGAUGGCAUACAUAAAGUAAAUAUUUAUUAUAUAAUGUU
This is a messenger RNA of Drosophila miranda, 11773 nucleotides long. RefSeq names its product plectin. NCBI's taxonomy places the organism in Eukaryota, Metazoa, Arthropoda, Insecta, Diptera, Drosophilidae. Bases 872 to 7654 code for a protein of 2260 amino acids. Gene Ontology annotation, biological process: neuromuscular synaptic transmission; maintenance of presynaptic active zone structure; regulation of synaptic plasticity. Gene Ontology annotation, cellular component: cytoskeleton of presynaptic active zone. The record is from RefSeq and is a predicted model, not a curated record. The transcript has 24 exons. Gene Ontology annotation, molecular function: structural constituent of presynaptic active zone.